AAAUUUCAUAGGCCAGUUUAUGCUAUAUUCAGUUCAAUUUAUAAAUUUAGAGGAUGAAUACCUAAUAAAAGAUAGUAAUAUCUAGAAAUAAUUCAUUGGAUACAAAGGAAUUAUUCCAAUCUUUGUUCAGAAAAAUUUUAUACUUCCUAUUAACACAUGAUAUUCUACCAUUUAUAUACUACGAUUAAUAGCCAAGAAAACGUUAAUCAUCAAUUCACAAAUAUAAGCCACUAAAAUAAUAUUUUUACAGUAUAAUGACAAUCCAUAAAGCUGGGCAGUGAAAUAUAAUUACAUAUUUCUCCUUAUAAAUACUAAAUUAAAGUUUAAAAUGUUUUUGCAUAAACUUAAAUAUGAUAUCCUUCCCUAGUUUAUUUAGUUAUUUUCUAGUAAUAUCAAGCCUAAGUUAUCUAUUCCUUGCAAAAUUUAACAUAAUUUUAAAUAUUAUAUACUCAUCGCAUAAUUUUAUUUUUAACAAUUCAUGGCACAAUACCUAUCUUGAACCAUCACAAUAUUUUGAACAACGACUUCCUACUGCUAUAAUUAUUGGGGUUAAAAAGUGUGGAACUAGAGCUCUCCUUCAUUUUUUAAAAUUUCACCCACAAAUUAAAAUAUUAGGCCCUGAAAUACACUUUUUUGAUCGCUCUCAGAUUUAUAAUAAAGGAUUAGGAUGGUAUAGGAAGCAAAUGCCCUUUUCAACGGAGGAAAUGAUCACGAUCGAAAAAACACCCAGCUAUUUUGUAACCGAUAAAGCCCCUCAAAGGAUUUUCCAUAUGAAUCCUAACAUAAAAUUAUUAUGCGUAGUUAGGGACCCUGUUAUAAGAGCUAUAUCGGACUACGUUCAGUCUAUCAGUAAAAAAACUGAUCAAGAACCGCGAUCUUUCGACGAUUUGCUUUUCGACGCAAAAAUUUAUGCCUCCGCGACUAAUAUGACACCUAGAAAGAUUGAUUUUAAUAAUUAUUUAUUUUUCAAAAAUGCGAAUGCUUCAUUGAUCGGCGUCAAACCAAAGAUGAUCGACACAUCAUGGAGCGCUAUAAAAAUAGGUAUAUACGCGAAUUACUUGGCCAGAUGGUUAUCCUAUUUCCCGCGAGAUCAAAUAUUCUUCGUGGAUGGCGAGAAACUAAUUCAAGAACCGUCGCAUAUAAUGGAACGAGUAGAAAAUUUUCUAAACAUUACCCGAUAUAUGACUUGGAAACUAUUCGAAUUCGAUAAAUCGAAAAAAUUUCCUUGUAUCAAAAUGACUAAUGCUUCUAGAUCUAAGCUUUACUGUUUAGGAAACACCAAAGGUAGGACUCACCCAUCUGUAAGCAAUGACACCUUAGCUCGUUUGCACAAUUUUUAUGAGCCUCUUAAUUUACGAUUUUUCAAAAUGAUAAAUACAUCAUUCGAUUGGGGUUAAUAUGUUAAAUUUAUGAAUGUCUCGCACAUAUGAAUCUCAUUAUCAGUCUAUUAAAACCUUUUUGAUUUUAAAACAUUGCUUCAAUUAACAUUGGAAUUAUUUAUUUUUUUGUGAUAAAGAUGAAAAAUAUUGUUUAAAUUAUCAGUAUUAGAUUAGUAAUUGUCAAAUUAUGCUAUUUUAUUUAUUUUAUAAAUACUCCUU
Gordionus sp. m RMFG-2023 is the source of this 1598-nucleotide messenger RNA. RefSeq names its product heparan sulfate glucosamine 3-O-sulfotransferase 3B1-like. NCBI's taxonomy places the organism in Eukaryota, Metazoa, Nematomorpha, Gordioida, Chordodea, Parachordodidae. Bases 351 to 1397 code for a protein of 348 amino acids. The record is from RefSeq and is a predicted model, not a curated record. Gene Ontology annotation, molecular function: [heparan sulfate]-glucosamine 3-sulfotransferase activity. The transcript has 2 exons.